Molecule: messenger RNA, 2000 nt
Organism: Aspergillus sclerotioniger CBS 115572
Lineage: Eukaryota; Fungi; Ascomycota; Eurotiomycetes; Eurotiales; Aspergillaceae
Exons: 4
Coding region: 135-1826 (563 amino acids)
Cellular component (GO): membrane; endoplasmic reticulum
Molecular function (GO): long-chain fatty acid-CoA ligase activity
Source: RefSeq, a predicted model, not a curated record
GCUCAGCUCAGCCCCCUCACGUCACUCCCUCCAGCUCAUCUCUCACCUGCCUGGGAAUAAGAGGCCUCUCUUACUCCGUACAUCCAUUGUCGUUGAUGUCCGACCCUCGCCGAUAGAUACGACUCUCCCUCAUUAUGGACCCCAACACGUCCAUCGUGGCCAAGCUCGAUGCCCUUGUGGCCGAGCUUCUGGCUGACUGGAACAUUUACACCACUUUGAUCGCGGGCGGCAUUGUCGCCUUUCUCGUCUUCUCCUUCGUUACGUCCAAAGAUACUGAUAUCCACCCGUUUCUUCUCGCCCGUCAGUCGACCACUUUUCCCGUACGACAGCCUGGCGAAACUGCCCAAUACCGCAGUCUAGAAACUCCGCACGGCUUCCCUCUCCGAUCCGGACUCAACGUGAAAGACCCUGGAGCUCCAAGAUGGACAAGCGGCAGAAAGGGUGACCUGCGCGAUAUCUGGAAGGCUGCUGUGCGGGGAACGGUGGAAGAGGAUGGCCGAGUCACCGGUAAACAGGGCAAGAUCUAUACUGUGCUUGGGAGAAAAGCGGUCGAGCACUCGUUGGAACAAGUUACUCAAGAAAUGAACGUCAUUGGAGAUCGCCUGCAAUCCGCCAAGGUGAACACGGUUGCGAUCUGUCUGACGGACUCGGUUGAGCUGCUGGCUGCUGUUUUCGCGGGCGCUUUCUACGGAAUCAAGACGAUCAUUAUCCCCCACAACCUGGAAGCGGAGUCUCUCUCGGCUCUUCUGAAGGAGUCUAAAGCGGAGGCUCUUAUUGCUGAGGCCGGAGCUCUCGACCUGUCUGUCGUCGCCAAGGGUAACGAUCAGCUCUCGCAGGUCAUCUGGGUCGCGAAACUGGGAAGCAGACACAUGGACUGGAACGAUGUUCCCGAGGAUGUCAAAGGCACCCUGGAGGUGGGUGUUUGGCACGAACUGGUGGAAGCGAAGAAGGACCUGGCCGGACUUGAAGUUCCUAGCUGGGACCCAAGCUCUCCCACGCCUUCGGUGACUACUGUUUGGCCGUCCAAGUCGUCCGCAGGCGAAUUCAUCGAGUAUCAGCCCGAGAAUUUGGCUUCGGGUAUUGCUGGUCUCAUGUACUCUAUCCCUCGUCCCCAGCGGAUCGGCCCCAGCGAUCUCGUUCUCUCAAUUGACUCGCUCUCGCGGUCAUACCCUCUUUGCCAGAUCAUGACUGCACUAUACUCCAAUGCAUCCGUUGCUCUCAACUCGGUUGCUGGAGAGAGCGUUGACUUUGCUCUCGCCACUGUUGGGGUGUCUCCGACAGUCAUUGUUGCCUCUUCUCGCACCAUGUCCGACUACCACAGUAAGUUCAUGAAGCCGCACGCCGGCUUUAUCUCUCGGUUCUCUCGCUGGGUCCAGGUGCGGAGCUUGGAUUCCGGAUACAUGCCAUCGCAUGGCCUGCUAAACCAGGUGGCCAACGUCGGGCCCACCGCCGAACUGUCCCUGGACAACCUACGUCUGUUGUGCAUUUCUCACCGCGUCGAUGCCGAUGCCGAGGUCCAGUUGGACUAUGAGCAACUUGCCGACUUGCGCAUUCUCACUGGAGCACGAGUCGUGUACGCCUUGAGUGGUCCCGGCGUGGCCGGGGCUGUGUUCCAGACCAACGUCUUUGACUACCGUCGCUUCAACGGCGCGAGCCACUUUGGCGCACCUCUGAGCAGCGUCGAAGUUGUGUUGACUGGCGUGCCAAAAGAUGCGACCAACGAAGAGGGACAGAUCACUGUAUCCGGCCCUUCUGUCAUCUCUGGCAAGACCGCCCUGGCAGGACGAGCUCGCAUCCGCGAUGACAACACAUUCGAGCUCCUGUAAUCCACUUAUCGAGCACACAAUGCGUUUGAGCGUUUAUUCCGGGAUUCUUUUCUUCCCUUUCAUUGCCCACAGAACCAAAAUCAUUUCAUAUCACUUGCAUCAUGUCAGUUGGAUAUAGCGCAUAGCUUAGUUUCAUAUCCGGUUAAUGAAAAGAAAUUGCAUCUAUUUUCAAAC